Messenger RNA from Durusdinium trenchii, 639 nucleotides. NCBI's taxonomy places the organism in Eukaryota, Dinophyceae, Suessiales, Symbiodiniaceae. The record is from the annotation of a GenBank genome assembly.
AUGUGUUUUGUGUUGCAAUUUUUACUAAAGGCACGAAGGUGUGGAGAAUUGUCACUCUUCGUAGGAGGGGCAAAGCACUUUGAAAAGGUUGCUUCGAACCAAGUUUUGUGGCAUGCACAGGGAGUCAUGAUGUUGCGACGUUUGGCGGAGGGCAGGCGAAGAGAGUGGGAGCGUUGCGAGUCUGGCGGAGGUGCUGUGCCAUUGGGAAGGUGCGCGUCAGCGGACGGUUUUUGGAGGCGCUUGGACUGCCAAAUUGCUUGGCAGGUUGAUGUGUGCGCUCUGAAUGGGGCUUCCCAAUUCACUUUUGGAGGAGGUCUGGUACAAAAUUACACAAAAUUGCCUUUUUGGAGACACCUCGCCAUACGAAAUGCUUGUGCUGGAAACCCGAAGCUUCCUGUCUCACUUUCAUGGGAAGACAUCUCGCACGAAAUGCUGGUGUUGGAGACUUCCCAUCUCAUUUCUGGAGGAAGUCUCGCGUGCAGUGCUUGUCUUGAGGAUUUAGCGUCUCACUUCUGGAAGAAGUUUCGGACGAAGCGUUUGUCUUGGAGGAAGGCUUGUGCUGAAGGAAGUUUUGUCCCAGAGUUUUUCAGCACAAGUGUCCUACAAAAAAAGGAGUGUUUCACGAGCAUUCUGAUUUAG